CCCCUGCAUAGAAAUUUGUAUGCAGGGGGAGGGUACCUUUUCUCUGCAGCUGAAUGUACAUAUUUUGCCGCCAAAAUAUGCUAUUUUUCCUGUAGUACAUAGUCAAUUUCGAGUUAGAUAACUUGCGUCUUAACGUCCUCACGUCAAUUUUAUUUACCUACGAUUUAGAUCCAGAUUAACUAAGUAUACAGCAUAGCAGUACGAUAGCUUUUAUCCCGAACAUACAGGUAGGGGAGUGAAGAGACAUACAGAGGAAACCUAAAAUAAAAGUCGGUGCAAGCGAACUCUGUACCAAGGUCUGUUUUAGAUUGUGAAAGAUGCCAAGCCCGAUAAACGGCUACGGCGCCGCGUCGGAAGUGGUGCUGACUGGACUGUCGGGUCGGCUGCCGGAGAGCGGCGAUAUCGAGGAGUUUGCGCAGCAUCUCUUUGCUGGCGUCGACCUAGUCACCGACGAUGACCGCCGAUGGACGCCAGGAAGGUAUGGAUUGCCAAAACGGUGCGGCAAGCUAAAGGACUUAGUGCAUUUCGAUGCUGCAUUCUUCGGCGUAUCCGACAAACAAGCCGAUAUCAUGGACCCGCAGUUGCGGCUGCUCCUGGAGGUCACGCAUGAAGCCAUCGUAGAUGCCGGGCUGAGCCCCGCCGAGCUGCGCGGCACGCGCACCGGCGUAUACGUUGGUGCCAGCCGCUCGGAAAGUUUAAACGUAUGGUGCAGUGACAAAGACAACAUCAACGGCUACGCUAUGACUGGCGGCGCCAGCGCUAUGUUCCCUAACCGAGUUUCCUAUUCGUUCGACCUGAAAGGACCGUCGGUCGGCAUCGAUGUCGCCUGUUCGAGCUCUAUGUACGCGCUGGCACAGGCCGUGCACGAUAUUCGGGCGGGCCGUUGCGACGCCGCGGUAGUCGCCGGCAUAAACGUUUGCCUCGAUCCGGCAACGUCACUGAACUUCUAUCGGUUGACCAUGCUUUCACCGGAUGGUCGUUGUGCCUCUUUCGACGAAAGCGGGCAGGGUUACGUGCGUUCCGAGGCGGUGGUGGCCGUGUUGCUGCAGCGCCGUCCCGACGCGCGCCGCGUGUAUUGCACGGUGCGCGGUGCCAGCGUCAACAACGAUGGCUACAAGCCGCAAGGCAUUAUCUAUCCAUCCGGCGUCAUGCAACGCCUCAUCGCGCAAGAGACCCUGGAAGACGCCGGCCUACUCCCGGAGGACAUCGUCUAUGUGGAAGCGCAUGGCACCGGUACCAAGGCGGGCGAUCCGGAGGAGGUGAACGCAAUUGCCGAGCUAUUCUGUAAGGGCCGGGAGACACCGUUACUAAUGGGCGCGGUCAAGUCCAACAUGGGGCACGCGGAGCCGGCCUCCGGGCUGUGCUCCAUCGUCAAAAUGGUGUUAGCUAUGGAGCGGGGAAUCAUCCCUGGGAACUUGCACUACAACACCCCCAACAGCGGCAUCCCGGCACUCAGUGAUGGUCGCAUUAAGGUGGUUGACAAAAACACAACGUGGCAGGGCGGACUGGUGGCAGUCAACUCGUUCGGAUUUGGUGGCGCCAACGCGCAUGUGAUUCUAGAAGGAGGACACGGCGAGCGGCCGCCGCUCGCGGAGUGCCCGGUGCCGCGCCUCGUAUUGGCCUCGGGCCGCACUGACGAAGCCGUUGAGAAAUUACUCCGGCUAGCGGCUGAUCAUCCCCGCGACGCGGAACUACAUGCUUUAAUCGACGCCGUGCAUGCACGCGCCAUCCCCGGCCACCCGCGCCGCGGUUACGCCGUGUUGGCCCAGGCAGGGCCCGUGCUUGAGGUGCUCGAAAACCAAGGCCAACCGCGCCCGGUUUGGUUCGCAUUCAGCGGCAUGGGUUCACAAUGGGCCGGCAUGGCGCGUGACCUACUUCGCUUGCCAACGUUCGCAAAGAGCAUCGCACGCUCAGCAAAAGUGCUCGAACAGUACGGCGUGGACCUCACGUACGUAAUUGCGGAGGCAUCGGAGGCUGAAUUCCACAACGUUAUCAAUUGCUUUGUGUCCAUCGCCGCCGUGCAGGUGGCUAUGGUGGACGUGCUGCGUGAGCUUGGAUUGCAUCCUGAUGGCAUCAUCGGACAUUCCCUUGGCGAAGUCGGUUGUGCGUACGCGGACGAGACGCUGACGGCAGAACAGACGGUGCUAUGCGCGUACUGGCGCGGGCGCUGCACCCUGGACACGGCGCCGGCGCCGGGCGCCAUGGCCGCCGUCGGGCUCUCCUGGGAGGAGGCCGCGCGGCGCUGCCCUACGGAUAUCGAACUCGCUUGCCACAACUCGCCCGACAGCGUGACGAUUUCCGGUCCAUUAGCAUCUGUGGAGAGAUUCGUAGAGCAGCUGUCGACUGACGGCGUGUUUGUACGGAUGGUCAACACCUCAGGCGUGGCGUAUCACAGCAAAUACAUUGCGAGCGUCGCUCCGCUGCUGCACGACCGCCUUCGGGAGGUUAUUCCUAAUCCUAAGCCGCGCAGUGCGCGCUGGCUUUCUUCCUCUAUACCAGCGGACCAGUGGAACUCAGACUUAGCUCGGCUGAGCGACGCAGCGUACCACGUGAAUAACCUAGUGUCGCCAGUACGGUUCGCUGGCGUACUAGCCAUGGUGCCGGAGCGCGCGCUGGUGGUGGAGGUGGCACCGCACGCGUUGCUGCAAGCGGCGUUAAAGCGCGCGAUGCCCGGCGCCGCGCACGUGCCGCUCGUGCGUCGCGAUGCCUCUGACGCGCUUGUCCAUCUACUGGCCGCCGUGGGUAAAGCCUAUGCGGCUGGCGCGCAACCUCAGGUAUCGCGUUUAUACCCGCCUGUGUCCUGGCCCGUGUCGCGCGGCACGCCCGGGCUCGCGGCGCAUGUUGGCUGGGACCAUUCCGUCGAGUGGCGCGUCGCCGACUACAAGACCCCCGUCCGCACCGGCGAGAACAUCAUCGAGUACAACCUCAACAAGCCGGAUGACGCAUUCAUUGCUGGACAUAGCAUCGAGGGUCGAGUUAUAUUUCCGGGUACCGGAUAUCUUACACUGGUUUGGCGCACGGUGGCAAAGAUGAAUAAUCUAGAAAUGGAGCAGGCGGCGGUGGUGUUUCAAAAUGUAAAAUUCCAUCGCGCCACCAUCGUGUCCCGUGAGGCUCCAGUUCGAUUCCUUGUCUCGCUAUUGGAUGGCACAGGGGAGUUCCAAGUCUGCGAGGGCGAGGACGUGGUGGUCACGGGCACGGCGAGGCUCACCGCCGACGCUGCCGCCGAACGCAUAGCUACAGCCGAGCUGGACCAGGCCGAGGAACAGCUAGAGGACCUACCGGCUCUCGACUCUGAAGACAUCUAUAAAGAAUUACGCCUCCGCGGUUACACCUACAAGAGAGAGUUUCGUGGAAUUAAAUCCUCGAAUGCACAUGGCACACGCGGACUGCUCAAAUGGGAAGGCAACUGGAUCUCGUUCCUGGACACGGCACUGCAAAUGUCGCUUCUCGGCGUAUACACGCGUGACUUGUAUUUGCCGUUACGUAUACAGCGUGUAGUCAUCGACCCUGGUGCGCAGCGCGAGGCGGUGGCGGCCGCCGCGGCCACCAGUGGCGCAGUGCUCGUUAAACGUUACCCUAGCAUUGAUGUCAUUGUAGCUGGUGGUGUAGAAUUCAGAGGUGUCAGCACAUCAUUGGCUCCACGUCGUACACAUAUCCAAGCCCCGCCCAAGCUUGAAAGGCACGCAUUUGUACCCUUCCAUGAUGCGUGUUUCGAUUUCGAGGACAUCGAGCGAUCCAAAAGGCAUGCGCUUACUGCCGCAAUACAAUUGGUGAUCGAGAACUGCGGAGUACUGCAACUCGUGCUAGCGGAGCUGGCGCUGCAGCGACCCGUGGACGCACUGCUGCUGCCGCACGCCUUGCAAGUGCUGGAGAGCGAGCCAGGCCUGCGCGCGAGCGCCACGCUAGCGGUGGGCGGCGACGCGGCGCGAUACAGCGCCGCCAUGGACCCAAUGCGAAUCAAGCUGUCGAACAGGGAUGCGACGGGCAUAAAGAAAAGCCACUUGGUGCUGGGUGCUGACGUGUUGUCGCGACACGAGAGCGUGCUGGGCGCGCUGGCCGCGCGCUGCAUCUUCCUGCUGCUGGAGGAGCCCAAGAGCUCGCUCGACUACCCUGCACAGCAAGCGCUGCUCGCCGCCGCUGGUCUUUCCCUGGUAUCAUGUAUGCACGCCGGGUCUCGCGAGUACGUGCUGCUGCAACGCACUCCUGCCGUGCCGACGACAAGAGUGGUCGUCGAGGUUCGGGAUGACGACUUUAACUGGGUCGUGGAAUUGAAAUACGCCAUGAAACGUGCUGAAAGCGAGGACAUGCGCGUGUACGUGUGGUCUCGUGCAUCCGGCUCCGGCGUGCUGGGCCUUGGGACGUGUUUAAGGCGUGAACCCGGCGGCGACCGACUCCGCGUCUAUUACUUACCUGGAGCGCUGGACACAUUUGACCCUGAAGCGCCGGUAUACAAGGAGCAAGUACGGCGCGACCUUGCCUUCAACGUGCAGCGCGAUGGCAUCUGGGGCACUUGUCGCCACCUACCGCUGGAUGAUAUCGCAGGCACCCGGGUACAGGUGGAGCAUGCGUACGUGGACACGCUGAUGCGCGGCGACCUGUCGGCGCUGCGCUGGAUCGAGAGCGACCUGCGGCACGCGGCUGAUCCCUGUCGCAUCUACUACUCGGCGCUCAACUUCCGCGACAUUAUGGUCGCUUCUGGCAAGCUAUCGCCCUUAGCAAGAAUGGGGAAUCUAGUUAAAAAGGAAAGCUAUAAUCUCGGCAUAGAGUUCAGCGGCCGCUUAUCUACCGGCAGGCGCGUCAUAGGAAUAGUUACUGGAGGUUUGGCGACCUCCGUGAUGGCCGACGCGAGCUUUAUGUGGGACGUGCCGAAACAUUGGUCGCUAAAGGAGGCAGCCACCGUGCCAGUAGCGUAUGCGACUGCGUACUACGCGCUGGUAGUGCGCGGUCACAUGCGGCGCGGCGAAGCUGUGCUGGUGCAUGCGGGUGCGGGCGGAGUGGGACUGGCGGCCAUCGAAAUCGCGCUUCAUGCCGGCUGCACCGUCUUCACCACCGUAGGCUCGCUGGAUAAGCGCGCUUUCCUGCAUGAGCGCUUUCCGUGUCUUUCGGACGCCAACAUUGGCAACUCUCGCGACUGUUCGUUCGAGCAGCUCGUGCUACGUCGCACGCACGGCCGUGGCGUUGACCUCGUGCUCAACUCGCUCGUGGGAGACCAGUUGCAGGCGUCGCUCCGAUGCCUCGGCCAGGGCGGACGCUUCCUAGAAAUUGGCAAGGUGGACCUGACCGCCAACACGGCGCUCGGUAUGGCCAUGCUGCUGAACAACACUGCAGUACACGGCAUCUUGCUAGACGCGUUGUUUGGCAGCGAUCACCCCGAGAAGGCGGAGGUGGUGCGCUGCGUGGCUGAGGGCAUCGCCACCGGAGCUGUGCGCCCGCUGCCAGCCACAAUUUUCGAUGAUACCCAGAUCGAGCACGCCUUCAGGUACAUGACGAUGGGAAAGCAUAUCGGCAAAGUGUUGAUCCGCGUACGCGCGGAGGAGGAGAACAGCGAGCCAGUGCCAGCGAAGCUGCUGUUCGCAAUGCCACGGACCUACGUGCACCCCGGCAAGAGCUACGUGCUCGUCGGCGGGCUGGGCGGCUUCGGUCUGGAGCUCGCCGAGUGGCUCGUGAGGCGCGGCGCGCGCACGCUCAUGCUGAACUCGCGCGGCGGCGUGCGCACAGGAUACCAAGCGUUAUGUAUCCGCAGAUGGCGUUCUGAGGGGGUGCGCGUGCUUCUGUCAUCAGACGACGCGACGACCCCGGCAGGUGCGCGUGCGCUCCUGCAAGCAGCGGCAGCGGCCGCGUCUGUCGGAGGCAUCUUCAAUCUCGCCGUCGUGCUGCGCGACGCCUUCCUCGAGAACCAGACCCCGGCAGCCUUCCACGUCGUCGCCGAGCCCAAGAUUUAUGCGACGCGUGCGUUGGACAUGGCGUCACGCGAGCUGGCACCAGAGUUGGAGCUUUUUGUGGCGUUCUCCUCGGUGUCCUGCGGUCGCGGCAACCCGGGGCAGAGCAACUACGGGCUGGCGAACAGUGCCAUGGAGCGGCUGUGCGAGCAGCGGCGUGCGGAGGGGCUGCCGGCGGUGGCGGUGCAGUGGGGCGCUGUCGGCGACGUGGGGAUCUUGGCGGACAUGCACGGAGAUAUGGCGGUGGGCGGCACUGCGCCGCAGGGUAUCGCCUCGUGUCUACAGACACUAGAAGUGCUGCUGUCGCUGCCGCACGCCGUAGUCUCGUCCAUGGUGCUGGCCGAUGAUCAGCGCACGCAGGACAAACCGGCGCAGGACCUCGUGCACGCCGUCGCCGCCAUACUGGGCAUCAAAAAUGUGAAAAAGGUGUCGGAAACGGCGACUUUAGUCGAAUUAGGCAUGGACUCGCUGAUGGGCACGGAGAUUACACAGACGCUAGAACGAACCUACGGCGUUGUGGUCAGUGUGCAAAAGGUCCGCGCACUUACAUUCGCCAAGCUCCGCAGAAUGGCCGACGAUGCAUCCGCGCUCUCUAACGAUGUAAAGCCGACUAAACACAACUCGCUGGACUUAAGCUCCGUAGAGCUUAUGCCCAAGCAAGUGCUCGUCAAACUGCCGUCGCAACCAGGCAUCAGUCCAGAUGACAAACCUAUGUUUAUGGUGCAUCCGAUUGAAGGCUCAGUCAACGUUCUGCGCGGGGUGGCGGCAAACGUGCGCGGCGCAGUAUACGGACUACAGUGCGCUUGUUCAGCUCCGUUAGACGACAUGGCGACGCUCGCGAGCUUCUACUUGAAGCACUUGCGCGCCACGCAGCCGCAGCCGCCAUAUUUGCUCCUUGGCUACUCUUUCGGGGCCAGCGUCGCCUUCGAGAUGGCGCUGCAGCUGGAACAGGACGGUUGCGCUACACGACUGCUACUCGUCGAUGGCUCACCCGCUUUCAUCGCCACGCACGCCACUAACGCCAUAAUGAAGCGAUCGGUCUUGCCGCAACCCGACGAGGCUGAUUUGCUUGCUUAUUUGGCAAAUGUGUAUUACGAGCUGGAUAUGGCUGAGGUGGCAAACGAGCUGGAGCAACUCCCUGAUGGCGAUUCACGCUUAUGUUGUUUAGCUGAGAUCGCCAACUCUCGCGGCGGGCGCGCGGAUGUUGACAUGCUUCGCGAUGCGGCGACCAGCAUACGCCGAAAGCUGUCCAUCAGCUUCCACUAUAAGCCUACGUCGCGUCUACAAGCACCAGUCACGCUGUUUAAAGCGCUGGAUAACUACAUGGCUUUAGAUGAGGACUACGGGCUGAAGGCUAUAUGCGAGGAGCUAAACGUGCGGGAGUUGGAAGGCACGCACCGCAGCAUCCUCGCCGGAGACUCAGCUCGUGCUGUCGCGAACCAUGUCUCCGAGCUUCUCGCGCAAUACUAAUGGAUACCCGUAGAAGUUAUAUAGAAAACUCCCUAGAGAUCAUACAAUUAAUUCUUCUUAGAUACCAACCUAUUAGGGUUAGGGCACUAAGAACAAAUAAAAGAAAUAGUUAUUUGUUUCACAAGGGGGCAAAGUUGUAAUAUAUAUAUAUAUAUAUAUAUAUAAAUGGAAUCUUGAGCGUUGCGAGGGUUUCAAGGCACGAGGGUUAAACAAAUUUUGCCACCGAGUGAAACAAACAUUUUCACCACACCAACUCAAGGAAAAUACUAACUGUAAAAUAUCAAAUAAUAUCAAAGCAAAUCAAUUCACAUGAAUGUUAUUAAAUAUUUUGUCAUUUCAUU
Messenger RNA from Cydia pomonella (codling moth), 7750 nucleotides. Its product is annotated as fatty acid synthase-like. The transcript has 21 exons. The record is from RefSeq and is a predicted model, not a curated record. Lineage: Eukaryota; Metazoa; Arthropoda; Insecta; Lepidoptera; Tortricidae. Bases 318 to 7409 code for a protein of 2363 amino acids. Gene Ontology annotation, biological process: fatty acid biosynthetic process. Gene Ontology annotation, molecular function: 3-oxoacyl-[acyl-carrier-protein] synthase activity; phosphopantetheine binding; fatty acid synthase activity.